This is a messenger RNA of Epithele typhae, 474 nucleotides long. RefSeq lists its product as uncharacterized. The coding region runs from base 1 to 474 and encodes 157 amino acids. The record is from RefSeq and is a predicted model, not a curated record. The transcript has 3 exons. Lineage: Eukaryota; Fungi; Basidiomycota; Agaricomycetes; Polyporales; Epitheliaceae.
AUGAGCGAUUUUCUAUCGCUUUCCGUCCUCCAGCUCUUCUCCGUCGUCUCCUUCCUCACAUCUGUCCUCGCCGUCCUCUGCGUCGGUUCUGGCUCCCUCCACCGCAUCGCCCGCCCUAUCCAGCCCGGCGUCGACGCACCGGCCUCGGACGCCAUGAGCAGCAUCACUUCUGGCAAGCAACCGCUCUGGACCUGGACAGGGCUCCCCGUCAUCUCCCUCGACUCGCUCAUUGGCGAGGAGGAGUCGGUCGAGUCCCAAGGCUACGUCGGCGGAACGGAGCUCACAAGGAUGGAUUGGCAGGUUUCUCGUUCGCCUCGCAUAGUCACCACGUACGAAUCACGAGUACCGAUGUCCAUGGCGAAGCUCAUCAUGUCGCGCCACUCGCAACGACGACCCGCAAGACAGUCACGACGCAUGCAGGGCUCGCUCCGCCCGCAGGCGGCGUCUUCGCGACUGGCAGAGAGCUCCGCAUAG